GUGGGUGAUGAGGGGUGCGCAGUGGCCCACCAGACUCAACAGUGGUCGCUGGGGGUGACAGUCUACACUGUGGUUGACUUGUUCCUCCCUGGAGCCGCUCUUAACACUAUGACAACUGUCAAUUGCCUUACAGCCCUUCUUAAACACCAUAACCGUACACUCAUGAUGUUGAAAGGACAUGGACUGCGUUAUGCAUCUUUGCUACACCAAGAGGCAUAUAUUGGUGGCAAAUGGGUAGGGGCGGCAAGUGGCAAACUUUUCCCCGUCACCAAUCCAGCCAAUGACAAGGUGAUUGCUAGUGUGCCUGACAUGGAAGAAGCUGACACUCGGGCAGCUAUUGAUUCUGCAUAUGAGGCUUUUAAAACCUGGCAGAAGACUACAGCAAGGGAGCGAUCACUUCUCCUUCGAAAGUGGUACAACUUAAUGGAAGAACACAAAGAGGACCUUGCAUUAAUAAUUACUGCAGAGGCUGGCAAGCCAGUGACAGAGUCUCGAGGAGAAAUUGGGUAUGGAAAUUCAUUUUUGGAGUGGUAUUCUGAAGAGGCUAAAAGGAUAUAUGGAGAGGUAGCACAAAGUCCUUCAGCCAGCAAGGAGAUGAUCUUCUUACGUCAGCCUAUAGGUGUAGCAGCAAUGAUUACUCCGUGGAACUUCCCAAAUGCCAUGAUUACUCGUAAAGCUGGAGCGGCUCUGGCAGCAGGCUGUACUUGUGUCAUCAAGCCUGCAGAGGACACGCCCUUGUCUGCACUUGCUGCUGUAGAUCUGGCAGAAAAAGCUGGUUUUCCACCAGGUGUCAUCAAUGUUGUGACUACAUCGAGAGCAAAUACAUCAGUCGUUGGGGAGCUUAUGUGUACCAGUAAAAAGGUUGCAGGCGUCUCCUUCACAGGCUCGACAGCAGUUGGACGGCUCUUAUAUAAGCUCUGUUCAGAUGGUGUCAAGAGAAUUGGACUCGAACUUGGAGGAAAUGCUCCAUUUAUUGUCUUUAAUUCAGCAAAUAUUAAAUCUGCCGUGGAAGGCCUUAUGAUUGCAAAGUUUAGAAAUUCAGGACAAGCUUGUAUAAGUGCCAAUAGAAUAUUGGUCCAGGAAGAAGUAUACGAUAAAUUUUUGGAAGCUCUAAUGGAAACUGUCAGCAAAACACUGGUCAUUGGUGAUGGUUUUGAGAAGGAAGUGAAUAUAGGUCCACUCAUAAACAACAGUCAGCUGAAAAAGGUUGAAAGGAUUGUGAAUGAUUCAGUAGCGGCUGGUGCAAAAGUAGAGCUGGGUGGAAAAUGUCACAGUAUAGGAAGCAAAUUCUUCCAGCCAACUAUACUCAGUAAUGUGACUGAAGAUAUGGCAUGCUUCCAGGAAGAGAUAUUUGGCCCUGUCAUAGCUCUAAAAAAAUUCAAAACGGAAGAGGAGGCUGUUGCAAUUGCAAAUGCAUCAGAGAGUGGUUUAGCAUCUUACUUCUACAGCCAAGAUGUGUCACAAGUUUGGAGAGUGGCUCGUAAAUUGGAGACAGGAAUGGUUGGUAUUAACGAAGGCCUCAUAUCUGCUGCAGAAGGAGCAUUUGGAGGUGUCAAAGAAUCUGGAAUUGGGAGAGAGGGUUCAAGACAUGGCAUUGAUGAUUACACUUAUUUAAAAUACAUAUGCUUAGGUGGUAUCAACUAAAGGUUUAUAUUUAUUCAAAGCAUAUUCAGGACCUGUCAGUAAAAGAUACUUUGAAAUUAAUUUAUCAAGAUUAUGAAUAAACACAUACAAUAAAACCUUGUCUUCUCUAUAUUUUUCAAUUACUGUAAUUACCUCACAUUAAUAUUUAAAAUAAUAUAUAUUGAGAUUUAGUGAUGUAAUACAACAGGCAGUUUGUUUCAAAAUACAUUGCAGUUUUUUAUAUUGUUUGAGUUUAUUGUUAAAUUGUUCUGUGGAAUGUAAGUAAAAUUAUGUUGUGUGUAUUAUCUGCAAGGUAUGCAAGUUUAUGAUUACUGAACUAAGUGAUAAAUCUCACUUUUCUUCUAAAGAAUGAGAUUCAGCACGAUAAAUGUUUAUCUGGCCUGUAUAAGUACAGGUACAGUGUAGUAGAUUCUGUAUUAUUAAAAAUGUGGUUCAUUUAGUGCAGGAUUGAGCAAUGAGACUCAUUCCUGGGCUGAAGGGCUUGAGCUAUGAGAGAAGACGGAGAGAACUUGACCUUACCACACUGGAGGAAAGGAAAGGCAGAAUGCUGUCCUUGUCCAUGUACGUGACCAGCUGCUCAGAUUACCAUCUUCUCUGGUCUCCUCCAGCAGUUAUACUCUGCUCUUCAGUAUUGCCAAUGCCCAGGGUUCAAAUUACCAACUUCAGUUUGGCUAAUAAGGAUUCACUAUUCACUCUUCACUAUUGCCAAACCAAAGGUUUAAUACACCCUUCGCAUGCUAGACCAAAGAUGACCCAUUGUCACCAUCUGAUCACCCCCACUUAUUAUAUUUCUUAGGAAUAUCUAUAAAUGUUUUAAUUAAUAGCCUCACAGUUUGUUGAGAUAAGGAUAAAUGUUACAAAUAAGACCAACAUUGUAUACUAAUUAGGACUUUAUUUUUAAAUUAAUACUCUGUUAUAUCUUUCAAAUACGAAGACAAACACAAAUCCAACCGUCUAUACGGAAUGGAAAUUUGUACACUAAGGCAUAGGUAGCCCUGUUUACAAUUUCUAUUCAUUUACAAAGCUGGAAAAAUAUUGCCUUUGAGUGCAUUUUGUGAAUGCUCCAUAAAUCUAAAAAUAAGAUACUCUUUAGAACAUUUCAUUAAAUGCUGAGAAAGAUUUUAGUUAAUUUUGAGCAAGAGUUCUAUAAGCACUAGUGACCACCUCCCAGCGGUGUGGAGCUGGGAGCACCGGCCUCCCCGUGAGGAGCUCCGAAAUGCUCACGCAACUCACCAGUCUCUUUGUGAAGUUCUCGCUUCCAGCACAAGAAGAAGAAAAAGAAGACAAAAAUCCAGAAAUAUUGAGCAGUUUGAGAUGAUAAGAGGCCAGGUUUGCCAAGAUCCCCAAGCUAUGUACAAAUGUUACACGGUUGUCUGGCAUCACAAAGACUAAUGAUAACUAUAUGAUGCUGUGACUGAUGACUUAAUCUGAUGGACUUGUCAUACUCUUGUACUCCACCACUGUCUGGUGUGCGGGCAGCCACGCCAGGACUCGGGGGGCCCCCUACCAUCGUACUACGACUAGAUGAGCAAUACUAGUUAACACGCAAUCGACAAUACCCUGUUGUUUUCCACCUACAGUAUUUACAAAAAUCGUGAAUGGGAUAUAUAUACAAUGACAAAAUCACCACUCUGAAAUUUAAAUAAAAUUUUAAAUAUG
Messenger RNA from Procambarus clarkii (red swamp crayfish), 3303 nucleotides. RefSeq names its product succinic semialdehyde dehydrogenase (gene Ssadh). Lineage: Eukaryota; Metazoa; Arthropoda; Malacostraca; Decapoda; Cambaridae. Gene Ontology annotation, biological process: GABA catabolic process. The record is from RefSeq and is a predicted model, not a curated record. Gene Ontology annotation, cellular component: mitochondrion. Gene Ontology annotation, molecular function: succinate-semialdehyde dehydrogenase (NAD+) activity.